UACGUUCGGUUCGCACUUCUCUUCUCUCCUUAAAACACUGUCUAUUACACGGACUUGAGUUUUUCAGUUAUUUAUUUCCUUCUCGUCCGUCUACGUCUCGUCCCCGUACCGUCUCCGCCCUGCUCGUCGUUCCGCUCGCUCCGCCUCACUGUGUCCUACUAUUAUUAUUGUGUGUGAUCUGAUUUUCACCGUCGUUUUCCUCGGUUUUCCUCAGUUCUUGCAGUUUUCAGUUCCCGUGAUCACAUCUCACAUCCGCGUUCGCCUCCACAGGUGCGAGAGUUUGUUUACGGGUUGCGAGUUCGACUUGGAGCCGAGCCUCGUCCUGACCCCGUGAUCGUGUUGUCGGUGCAAGGGCCCCACAGUUUCCAGUGGACGCCAGUUUGCUUCCGCCCAACUCAAGGUGCAGUUCAGUGUACGCAUUCUAAGCAAAAGGGACUUUGAUUGAACUCGUCGGGAACGAAAAGUUAAAGGGAGAAAGUUUCGAGGAAAUUUGUCACGUUCGGGGUGUACUGAAGGAUUUUUUUUCGAGGCAUCCACUUCCGGUGUGCGGGUAGUCGGUUCAAGUGCAGUGACUCUGAUGUGCCGGGAUCGAUUUCGUGCCUGAGAUAAAGUGUAUCACGUUUCCUUGGAGGGACUGGGCUCAGUGCAACUAAGUACGGACUCGAUUGCACCCCGUUCUGUUCACAGCGGAGUGUUGGGCGCCCACAAUGCAUUGGACAUUGGCUUGGACGCCGCAAAGACUGCCGACAAGCCGAGGUAUCUGAGAAGACGUAAAUCUGAAGAAAUCAAAUUCAUGACAGCCCCAGUCGCUGGCUGCAGGAUUAACGGCGCCCCGCAGCAGACACAUCAUUCCGCAGCACGACAUCGCUUCGCCAAAACUCCCACAACGCGACAGCCCCAUAAGGACUUACGCUCCAUCGCUCUCUUCCGGUGUAUUCUGUGCCUAAGACUUGUAACGAACUUUCUCUGAAGGGAAAAGCGUAAAACUGAAAAGCAAACAUAAAUAAGAUUCUAGUUACGAAAAGAUGCCACGCUGUUUAAUGGCUAAGAAAUGGAAGGCGUAUCCUUGGCCCGAUCGAACUGAGGACAGCUCCUCUAAUCAAGGCUCGACAAAUCCACCGGCGUCGAAUUCAAGCGCUAAUGGAAACGGAAGUGGCGCUACCGCCGAUAUUGAUGACGAUGAAGAAAUUGACGUUGUGGGUGAUUCCUCGGUGGCUGUUGUGAGUAGCGCGGCAGGAAGUGUUAUUGGCAUCAAGCAGGAACAGCAACAAUCGCAGUCUUCACAAUCCCAGCAGCAUCAACAAGCCCAGCAACAGCAGCAACCUGUUAGUGCAGCCUCGUCGACUUGUUGGGGUCCAUCGUCACCAACUGCUGGAGCCACUGCACCCAGUCCGCCACCACAUUCGCCAGAAGCAACUCGUGGCUCAACUAUUCUCUAUAACGGAUACGGUCACGAUAUUUCAGCGAUGCACUUCACAGCGUACCUGCCACGAAUGGAAAAUGAAGUGACGGUAAUAACAUCACAAAAUCAUCCAUCUUCAUCGCCAGCAACGUCAUCGCAAUAUACCUACCAUCAAUCGACGACGGCUUCCUCUACGCCCGAAUCAGCGGGAGAACGCUUUAGUCCACCUGCAAUGAUUCACAUAAAGUCCGAAAACGAUAGUCCAACGCAACAUCAGUACCAUAGUCGAAAGUCGCUAGCAAUGUGCUUCACAAGCACGGGAGCGGCACUAUCGUUACCGCCAAAAAAGAAAGACAUCUACCGACCUUACUCACUGGAUGAUAGACCUAUGCCUACACGUACCUACGAAAUGCGAAUACCGGCGGAAGAAGAUUUGCAUGCGGCACAUGCAAUAUUAGAUUUAAGUGCAUCUACAGCAUUCUUGCCUCCUCCGCAACCGCAUCAACUCCAGCAGCAUCAGCAUGAGCAAGAGCAACCACAUUCACCACACCAUCACACGGAGGAACAGCAUUCGCCGCACCAUCAGCAACACCAUGAAAUGCUUGAGGUAUCAACGGCAGAAACACAAAAACCUUUGGCGAACACACACCCUCUGACAACAAUUUUAGUACCUGACAAAGAAGAGCGGUUGCACAUUAGUAAAACAGAAGCGAAUCCUGUACAGAAUGAGAACAGCAACACCACGAACAUAAAUGUGUUGUCCCCCGGGAUUAAAUCGGGUACAAAAACCGUGGCGUACACUUAUGAGGCUUUCUUUGUCAGUGAUGGUCGCUCCAAACGAAAGACACAAGUAGAUCCGGUCCUAACGGAGAGUAAGGCUAAGUACACCUGCACAGAAUGCGGGAAGCAAUAUGCGACGUCUAGCAACUUAUCCAGGCACAAACAAACGCAUCGAAGUCUAGAUUCCCAGUCAGCGAAGAAGUGCCACACGUGCGGAAAAGCCUACGUUUCUAUGCCUGCUCUAGCCAUGCACGUUUUAACGCACAAACUCUCCCACAGCUGUGGGGUUUGUGGGAAGCUGUUUUCCCGACCUUGGCUUCUGCAAGGUCACCUGCGCUCUCAUACAGGCGAGAAACCCUACGGAUGCGCGCACUGUGGCAAAGCGUUCGCUGAUCGUUCCAACCUGCGAGCUCACAUGCAAACCCAUUCGGCUGACAAAAAUUUCGAGUGCAAACGUUGCCAUAAAACAUUCGCGCUAAAAAGUUACCUAAACAAGCAUCUGGAAUCGGCAUGUUUCAAGGACGAUAGCAAUUCAACAGGAUCGAUUAUUAUGGAGGGAAGAAACACAACAACACCUACAGGACUUUUGCUGAGCGAUGUAAUUCAUAGUUCGAAACUGUCCGGGCAACCGAUUUCAGGAUCGAAUCCCACUUCAACGGCAACAGCCACCCUUAGUGCGGUCAGUACGCUCCCUGCAUCAGCAACGCUGAGUGGUGCACCCCAUGCAACAAAUGACGGUCUUCUAAUAGCUAGUGUCGCAGGAGGUAAGGUCCUGACAACGGUCAAUUUGACUCCAGUGCUCAGUGCAAGGAGCACAAUACAAAUAGCAGCAUCAUUCGGUGGGUAACCUUAGUAUUAGAGAAAAUAAUUUUAAGGACAUUCCCCUGGACGGAGGGAAAAAUUCAUAGAACAAAUGAGCAGCUAAAAGAUAUUUUUUUCUGAAAAAAAAUUAAUGUUUUGCAUUCCAUUUAGUUGGCAUGCCACCGCUUGAAUCCUUCCCAAAAUCCCUCUGCAUUGUAUUGUGUUAAUUUUUACAAAGUUAUGAAAACGGAGAAGGCUAAAGAGGGAAAGAAGUGGCGAAUAUAAAAGAAAUUAAUCGAAUAAUUGAAGCAACGAAUAGAUUUAUUGCUUAUAAAAAUUGCCUAAGAGUAAGUUCAAUAAGAGGCGAGUUAGCAACUAGACGUGGUUUGACCAUACAAGCGGAUAAUCCUUGGACUGUCAUUGAUUGGGAUACUAAUGAGUGUACAUAAGCGUCGCCAAGUGGCAGUCGGGGAAAUUCAAUAUUUUCAUAAGGCAGUUUUUCGUAUAGUUUAGGAAUAGCUAAUAGCAUUAGGACCGGUUAUAAGAACGUCAAUUCGUUUAGGUGGAAAUAUUUUUACAUAAACGUUUUCCAAGGGUAAUAUACGUAACGUGGGUCGGGGGAGGUGCUGGCGUUUUGAAAUGCUCGGCUCAAAAUUGCCCGGAAAUAAUUCCAUGGGAAGAGCAGGAAAAGUAGUUAAAUUAUUAUUGAGUAAAACGUCACAAGUUUGAAGGAGUAGACGUUUCCAGCGUUUUGAAAUGUUAGCACUACUUCCGAAUCCUGGGUAAAACUCUCGUAAUAUUUAAUAAUUUAUUUAAUUUAAAUUUAAGGUUUAAAUUAUUCAGCUUAAUUUUAAUUUCAACUUAUCCACGUAUUUCUGUUUUUUUUUUACGUGACACAGCGUCAUUAUCUUUCUUUUAAAACACAAAAAAAAAUCAUAAUACGUCCAUCCUUCUGCGCCUCGGAUUCAAUACUGUAUUGAUAAGAGGACCGGUCGGAAAAGUAUAUUUUAGGAUCUAGUGAGUAAGAUCUAGUCAGUACUGGAUAAUUUACCAUUAUAUUGAGUUCACCAAUGAAUAAUUUGAAAAUUCAUUCUAAUUUGCAGUUUUAAGCUGCAAUACUUGCUCAUUCGAGAAUAUCCUUAAAAGGACUUAAAUGAAAAUGAUAUUUUUAAAAUAGAGUUUCAGUAAAAAAAAUGAUCAACAUCUGAAUAAUUCUCGAAUGAGUUUAUCGUGAAAUCUAGUCAUUAUCUUAAUUUCUAUCAUUGCUUUAUCUAGUCAAAUGUAUCUUUUAAUUUCACUCUAAUUUAUUUCUCUGUAUAAAAUCCCAGUUUCUUUAGGACGACCCUUAUGCUUAUCAAAUAGGUUACUUCUCUAGUCUGUAAUCAGCAGUGCAUAAAUAUGAAUGUCUAUAUCUACUUACAACUACUUACUAGCUACCUACUAACUAUAAAACUAGAAAUGAGGGAGAUACAACUUUCUUUUCUUUAAAAGUAACUCUGAAAACAAUCUUAAGUCAUUCAGUUAAAUGUACUGUGGUUCAAAACACAACGAAAAAUUGAAACCAAAAGCAACGUUUCUCAAACAACGAACUAGUCAUGUAAGGCAUAUACGACUUUAGCAUUUUAGGAUACGAAUUAUGGAAAAAGAAAUCAUUGAUUUUCGUUUUUAUAGCAGACAAGAAGGAAAAUAGCAGAUAAGAAAUUUACAAUUAGAUGAAUCCUUCAAGCAGUUUAGAAAAUGGUAACGCGUACAAUAGAAUUCGUAGAAAGUCCAAAGUUUGACUUUGGUGUAGGAUUAGUGGAAACCUAUAAGCAAUUUUCAAUGUCAACGAAAUUUCAAGCAAUUACAUUUGAAUAAAAUGGAAAUACUCAAUUUUAAGAUAGAGAUAUUUGAAACUUAGAAGCAAUAACUGCAUUGUGGAUAUUUAAAUUAUAUUAUCGGUGUUGUGUAUGUGUUAUAUGUACCCAUGUCGAAAGACAUAUUGAAAUAUUCAUUUUGUGGAUAUUCUUUGAGUAUUGUUUGCAUGAUCCGUUUUUACUUUCAACUAACUUCUUUUUCUGAAUGUAUCUUAUAUUGAUUCUCUAAAAUUCAAGAAAAAAAAGAUUUUGUUUAAUAAAUACCAAACAUUUUUGGAGUGCCAUCUAAUAUGGACUUUACCAAGGCCAUUAAAAGUUCCCUUAGAUUCUCACUGACAAAUAUUAAACUAAUAUCAAUUUUUUUAGGCAUACAUUUUAAGAUAGUCAUUGACCCUUACGUAUAGCAUAUUAUCUCAACCACACCUACCCCGCACUUCCAUUACUUCUCGACACGCUUACAUUUCUCCUCCCUAAUAUACUUCACGUAGUUCUAAGGCAGUCCAACUUGACUCUAAUUCAUAGCACACUCAGCAAUAUACCUAUUGCCUUUCCCAACUGUAUGACCUAUUCACUUCCACUUCUGCUCUUUUUGAGUAAGACUAUCUGCAACACCUUAGUUCUACGAUCUUCUGCAUUUGUUUCUUUUGCAUCCUCAAUCCAUCAGCUGAAAGGAGUAUUGGUAGUAAAUUUAUUAAGGCAUAAGUCAUUGAAUAUCCUCGACGCGACUCAAUAUAAAGUUGACCACCCAAAGGUAUACGUAUGCUUCCCUUUGAGAUUGGGAGAAGUAGAAAAUGAAGAACUAAAAGACGUUAUGGUUGUAUUGUUUCGCAACACUUCCUUCAUAUAUGCCUCCAUAAAUGUGUAUGGCAUGGGCAUCUUAAUCAGGAUUGAAGGGGAAAUUCGAGAACUGCAGGUGGUUCCCCUUUAAAAUUCGUCUAUGUACGAUAAAUUGCUCCAACGACCUGAAGGCUAAGAUUGCCCAAAUCAUUCUUGGACGAUUGGCUUGAAAUAGCUAAAAUCUAACUUUCGAGCUUCUUUUAACAAUUUAGUAUGAAUCUCGGUCGAGUUCUAAUUCAUUAACGCAUUUGCUUACGGCUUAUCUCCCUGUCAUAAUAAACCUGCUGAUAACCGUGCGAUCUAUCUCUUGCCAACGUUCUGCAUAUGUUAUUACAUUCGACAUAUCGCAAUAUUGUUUUGAUAAAUUUAUAUUCAUCGCCCCCCCCCCCCUGAAUUUUACACUGAAAAUUCUAUGGUAAUCAAUUUACUUAAAAUAGCAUAAAACCUGUCUUAAAAAUGAUUAAAUAUGAUGCUUUUGCAUGAGCGAUGCGUUCCCGAUAAUUCAUGCACCAACCAACUCCUUAACAACAACAACCAAGACUAGUUCUAACUACACACAAUAUCAUUUCGCUUACAAUAUCGAAAUGGUACAUCCAGCUGAUCCCUAUUGAUAGCAAUUACAUGAAAAUGAUGGUAGCUUACAAAAGAUACUGAGCAAUAAGGACCUAGGCGUCAAUUUGUCUCUGAGGGUAUUAAAGUGUCGUAUUUCGUCCCUAUGAUGAGACAUGCACUUUUCAAUUUUUUUAUCUGUCGGAGUUAGAAGCCUUCGAACUUCGGAUAUAGUAAGGCAUGCGAAACUCUUUUCGUACUCAGCUUUUAUCAAGGAAUAUGGUUUAGGAUGAAAAAAUGACAGGAGAUACUGUUUUUGGAAAAAAGCAUGAUUUGGAAUAUCUUGGGCUUACCGUACUUCUACUGGUUAUGUCUGAUAAUGCCUAAAUAAGGAUUUGAUAUAGCAUUUGAACAUCCUUAUUUGCUACUAUGUGCAACUGAUAAUCGACUGGAUACUUUAACGCCAAUACCCUUUAAAAGACUGUCUUUGCUGCAUACGUCUCCCAAGAAUUUUGCCUCUUUGUCGACAUAUGGUUAAAAUUCUCUAUUGAUUUGAGGCGAAUUAUUGGUGGUCUAUAACAUUCUGAAUAAUAUCUUCAUCAUCAUCGAAAGCACGGUGUUCGGUCUAAACCUACCUAAAUUAGGAAAUCCUUUCGUGGCUACGUAAUAGAUAGUUUUUUCCUGUAGGCUUGUCAAAAGAGGGUCAGGAAGAUCAGUUGGUGCAGUUUUUCUGUUUUAAGGGUGGGGCCCCGUUUACAAUUUUACGCUAAAAACGGACUCCACCACAUGGAAAUGCAGAUAGUAUUUAGUAGUAGAGCUGUAGUAGCGAACAUUUCCCAGGUUUCGUGUUCCAUUGUGGGUACGUGGAUAUAAUUUCUUCUUUGAUCAAAAUUUAACUCCUUUUGAUAGGUAGCCCCAAUUUAGCACAAAGCCAGUAACACCGUAUUGAGAAACAUGUGAUUACUAUGCACGUCUCUGGUAUUUCCUGUGAAAUCCUCAAAUGAAAUUUGUUUUUGCAAAUUUUGCACAAACUUCACCAACAUUCUAGUUAGACCAAAUUUUUCAGUUGGAAUUCAAUGAAUGAAUCCAAAACUAAUAUUCAGUCUUCACUUUUAUUUAACGAUUUUGUAUAGUCGAGGUCUUUACUUGACCAGCGAAAAUAACAUCUUUGGAUGUUACCGACUUAUCAAAAACAGUGCCUUGAAUUUAGAAAAUCUUAAAACAUCAACUGAAUCCUGCAAAAAUUUCCGGCUUUCGUGUAUCCUUCCCUCGUCAAUUCUGCGGUUGUGACCAGUUAGGUCCUGGUGGUUUUACGUGAGCACUGAUUACUUGGACAUAACCCCCCGGUCUUCUUACGAUAAGGAUUGAUUUUGUGACCACAAUCGGAGUACCCUGUGACAAGCAACAACGAUACUAUAUUGAGUGCAUUUUUCGGCAUUCAUAUUGAAAUGAAAUUCGACUCCUGCUCGGCAAACGGUCUCUUGUCCAUUUGGAUAUAACCAACAACCCGCAUGAAACUCUUAGGUCUGAUCGCGUAAUUAGGCUUUGGAGCAUUCGUUUACUGCAUCACGACCAGCAAGUUAAAGUGAAUACAACGUUUCCCGGACCUCUGUCAAUUUUAUUCGGUCAGCAGAGUGGAUGCCCCGUAUUCCUUGUCAUAACCUUGUAGUACCACCGUCGCUGUCAGCACAUCGUAGUUUUCAGAAUUCAACCAGACCUUAUGCUAUUAUAACGUCAAAAAAUUGGUAUAAUUCAUGAUUGCGGUAGCCGAGUUAGUUGAGCCUUAGCCUCUCGACCUCGCUGUCCCGGUUUCAAAUCUCAAUUCGUCAUGGAUGUUUGUGUUCAUCUUUGUGUUGGCUCCCUCCACUGGAUUAAGUGCGGUGGUAAUAAAACUGAAUCAAACAAGAAAAAAGUAACAACACGGGAAUGAAAAUCUUAGUAAGCUCUAUACUUUAUAAAGAAGUCAACAGAAGGCGUAAAAAUAACUGUUAAAGUUAAUUUUAAACUUACAUUUUCUCAUUUCAAACAAAAUAAAUGUAUUUGAUCGUCGAGUCCUGCCUGUAUUGGUGAGAAUCUAAGGGUAAUUUUUACUAAAAACUGGAUUUAAAAUCCUUUAAAAGCCUCCACAUUUUAUCAGUCAGGUAUCGAAACAAUGUUAUUAAAAAUUAAUAAAUGAUUUCCUUUUCUAUGUUUGUAAUAUCCUGCAUGCAUAUGCUUUCUUUCAUGUAAACAUCACGCUGUGAAAAGCUCAAUUAGUGAUUCCCAACUUCGUAAACAUUCCAAAUGAAUUCUUCAAUCUUACUGCACUGUAUUGAUUAUGAAUUAUCGAAAUGGUCGCAAAACUUAUUAACUAAAACUACUAUUCCAACUCUAGAUUUUAGCCUACUGUACAACUCGUGUACAAAACUUUCUGUAAAUACUUGAAACUUUUCAUGUGUAUAUAUGUGUAAUUAUGUAUCUAUUGAACGAAGCGUAUUGCAUGCAAAAAGUGUUGAAAAACACUAAAUUAUUUAUAUUACCAACAAACAUAAUUUUAGUCACACGCAAUUUAGUGUCGAGUUUGUGUCAAUUUUUAUUGCAUUUGUAAUGGAAUGAUAUGAAUAUGCUAAUUUCAUAUGCAGAUGUGAAUAUGCUUUAUCUGUUAUAAUCUGUGGAAAGCGUUUAACCAUUAAUUUCGUUACGAUUAUAUUUCGCUCCCCAGAAAUAUGAACAAAAUUUUGAUAUUUGCAUUACAAAAAUUAGAAUAAUUUCAUUGAAAAUAUUUGAAUUCGGGUUCAUUUUUCCAUGUCACCGUGAAUAGUUUUCAUUUUUGCGAUUUAAAAAUUAAAUAAACAAAUUAAAAAAAUAAUAAAUUUAGUUAAAUUAUAAUAAAAUCAUUUCAUUUUUGCCUUGCGAAUAAUUUUUUAACAAGUUUUUGAAUGUUCAACAUGGUUUUUCUUGAGCUUUCAAGAAAAUCCAUCGAAAUUAGAACGUCUAGGAAAGGGAUAGGGUGCAAUAUGAAUGGUAAUUGCGUUUAGUGUUUUUUGAAGUGAGUAUUGAAUUUGCUUUUUACAAAAGUAAAAAAAAAUGGCAAGCGAGCAAAAUACACAGGAGCCUUAUCCGUAAAUAAAAUAGUUUCAAAAGUGCACGUUAUAGUCUGUGUGACAUUCAAAACUUUUCUGAAAUUGAAUGAAAUAAAAUGAAUAUUUGUUUUUGAAAAUAAAUGUAAAUUUGAACAGUAAUAAUAUUAUUUAAUCAAAAAAUUAGUGAAGCAAGUAUAAAGAAACCCGUAACGUUGUCAUGACGAAAAGCCGGACAGUCGAGUGUUUUCUAGUCACUAGACUCUAGCGCGCUUGUACAAUAUUUCAUUGAAGCAACCAAUUGUCUCGAAAUCAGCUUGAUGAUCUCAUUAAACCUAAAAAAAAUAGAAUCCAUUUUGAAAAGAAAAAUAAUUCUAAUCUAUUGGAUCUAAAAUAGUAAAUAAAUAUAAUGUAGUGGAAAAAGGCCAUGUGACAGUCUAACAUUAGUUCAACUGUAUAUUUCUCCGGAGCUCAAUGUAUUGUCACAUGAGUACGAAUCUCAUACAGCUUUUGAACCAAAAAUUAUGUAAAGUACGGAAACUUUCGAGUGGAUUUGUAUUUUUUUGAAAAUCUGUAAAAAGUUCUAAGAAAACAAAAAUUGCUUAGAAAGAUUUUUGCUUUGAGUUUAUUGUAGUAUUUGUAAAUACCAAAGGAAAUUUUCUAAACUAUUAUCAUUUAAUUUGAACUGAUUUAUAAAUCAAUUUGAAUGUCAGCUUAAUGUACCAAAGAAAUACUCAAUGUAUAGAACAAAUUCAUCAGACGAGCAUCUUUUUGUUUUCAACGAAAUCUGAUUUGUAAAUUGUAUUGAAUUUUGAUUUUGGAUUCCUAUAUGUUGAUGUUAGAAAUUAUCUCUCCGUUCACCCAUAUUUAUGUGCUCCAUGAAUGUUACGAAUGAACUUCUAACUUUAUCUGAUCUCUAUUACUAAUUUCUAUCUAUUUAUUUAUUUCUAACUUAAUUAAUCUUUAAUCUGUACAUAAACUUCAAGAGAAUGAAGCUAGACCUAACACUCCAAAUAUAAUUGUAAAUAAACUACUUCUAAGAUAGACGCAUAAGCAAUAUUUAUGAAACUGAUAGGAUAAGGACUAAAAAUCACAUCCAUUUAGUUUAAAAGGAGAUAAAAGUACAAUUCAUUGCACGUUUGUUUCAGUUGUUCAUGUAUUGGAUAAAAAUCAGUUAUCGGAUUCAGUUUAGAUAAAUCACAUCCAUACCUUACAAUUAGACUAGUUAAAAUUAUUUAAAUUUAAUUUAUAUUAUUUAUAUACCUACAUGUUUUUAUGUAGUAAAAUUAUUUAAAAUAAAAACAAGAAUUA
Hermetia illucens (black soldier fly) is the source of this 10595-nucleotide messenger RNA. Its product is annotated as protein escargot-like. Gene Ontology annotation, biological process: regulation of DNA-templated transcription. Gene Ontology annotation, molecular function: DNA-binding transcription factor activity, RNA polymerase II-specific; RNA polymerase II cis-regulatory region sequence-specific DNA binding. NCBI's taxonomy places the organism in Eukaryota, Metazoa, Arthropoda, Insecta, Diptera, Stratiomyidae. The record is from RefSeq and is a predicted model, not a curated record. The transcript is spliced from 2 exons. The coding region runs from base 1026 to 3029 and encodes 667 amino acids.